AUGUCUCCGGAAAAAUGGGAAGCCCCGCAGCCGGAACAUCCAUCAAUAUCCUCUGACGAAGAAGCGCGGCCCAAAGAGGAAAUCGAAACGCCUCUACGAGGCCCUUCACCGGAGCCUGAGUUGAACGAUGUCGACCGAGAAGCGCCGCAAGGCGCGUUAGCCAAGACAGUAUCGCUGGAAAAGCAGGUGUCCCUAUCGCGAGAGAUCCUGGUAGUCGGACUCAUUGUGCUGGCUCAAUUCACUACGCAAGUCGGUCUUGGUCAGUUACUGUCCAUCAUUCAUGUGAUUGGGGAUUCGUUCGGCAUUACCGAUCCUGGCGUUCUGAGCUGGCUGAUCGCAGGCUAUUCGUUGACCGUCGGCACUUUCAUCCUGUUCACGGGUCGAUUGGGAGAUAUCUUCGGAUGGAAGAAGAUGCUCAUCAUAGGCUACGUCUGGUUCGCAGUCUGGAGCCUGGUAGCUGGGCUGUCUGUCUACUCGAACCAUGUUCUCUUCAUCUUCGCGAGAGUCCUGCAAGGCAUUGGACCUGCGAUUUGUCUUCCCAAUGCAUUGGCACUGCUCGGAGGUCUCUAUUCCACGGGCAAGAGGAAGAACAUGGCGUUUGCAGUCUUUGGAGCCUGUGCGCCUGGAGGCUCGAUCGUUGGAGCAGCAAUGGCGGGCGUGUUUGCGCUGGCCUGGUGGCCUUGGACUUUCUGGUCAAUUUCCAUUACUCUCUUCAUCAUCGCGAUCGUCGCUGCGUGGGCCAUCCCAGACCCCCAAGACCACAAGCCUGGCAUCAAAGGAGCUGGCAUGAUGGGCGGCAUCGCCGAGCUCGACUUUUUCGGCGCUAUCAUUGGAGUCCUCGCCCUUGUGCUCUUCAAUUUCUCGUGGAACCAAGCACCAAUUGUCGGCUGGCAAGAGCCUUACAUCAUCGUCACGCUCAUCCUCGGCGUUCUGCUUGUCCCCGUCUUCUUUUACUACGAAAUCAAAAUCGCCGAGCAUCCCCUCCUACCCUUCGACGUCUUCACAAGCAGCAAUGGCUUCGUCCUUGCUUGUGUAGCAUGCGGCUGGGCCAAUUUCGGAAUCUGGGUCUACUACUUUUGGCAAAUCCUCCUCGUCUUGCGUGGUGCUUCACCACUCCUGGCUUCCGCUUACCUCUCUCCUAUCCCCGUCAGCGGAGGGAUAGCCGCCAUCGUCACCGGUCUAGUCCUCCACAAAUUGCGCCCAGCAUGGGUCAUGGUCAUCGCACUCUGCUGCUUCCUCACAGGCGUCAUACUAGUAGCCACUCUGGAUCCACUACAAAUCUACUGGGGCCAAAUAUUCGUCACGUGCCUCGUCGCUCCCUUUGGAAUGGACAUGUCGUUUCCAUCGGCGACGAUCGUCGUUUCGGACUCCGUGAAAAAGGAACAUCAAGGCGUAGCAGCCAGUCUGGUCAAUACGAUUGUCAACUACAGUAUUUCCCUCGGUCUAGGGUUUGCAGGAACCGUGGAAGUGCAUGUCAAUAACGGAGGAGCGACUUGGGAGGACACGCUGAAAGGGUACCGAGGGGCCUUGUAUAUGGGCAUCGGUCUUGCGGGCUUGGGGGUGUUUAUCGCGAUUUGUUUUGUCAGUAACAGCUAUUGGGAUGACAGGAAAGCUUCGAAGCGACAGGCGCAAGAACAGAAUGGGGAGCCUGAGCGAAAGGCAUAG
Messenger RNA from Lecanosticta acicola, 1665 nucleotides. The record is from the annotation of a GenBank genome assembly. Lineage: Eukaryota; Fungi; Ascomycota; Dothideomycetes; Mycosphaerellales; Mycosphaerellaceae.